GAAGGUAGUGAAGAAGAGAGGUUUAAGUGAUAUGAACUCCAUUGCAGUUGGAAGGGAUAAUGGAUAUUUUUUGUUUUCCCACCUCUACUCCUCCCUAUCCACUUAAAAAACACCACUUCGCCACCGCCUCUUACUCCCUCGACCCACCACCACCGCCAUCCUCCUCCUCUCUCCGCCGUCCCAACUCCCUCAAACCCACCACAAAACACCCCACUCCUCCUCCUCCUCCUUCUCCUCCUCCUAAAACCCUCAAAAACCCAUUCAAAACCCUUCUCAAUGUACCCUCUCCACCAACAACCACCCACUCUCUCUCCUCCAAACUUCGUCUCACCAGCAAACUCUCCCCCCCUCCACCACCACCACCACAACCACCGUCACCCCCACCACCUCCUCCGCCAGUCCAAACUCUCAAAACUGAGCAUCAGAAACCUGAAUUUCGCCAACAGGGUAAAAUAUUUAUUGGGAACCUACCGAACUGGAUAAAAAAGCAUGAAAUAACCGAAUUCUUUAGACAGUUUGGUCCGAUAAAAAAUGUAAUUUUGAUAAAAGGGUACAAUGAGAGUGAACGAAAUGCUGGAUUUGGGUUUGUUAUCUAUGAUGGAACCACAGCUGAAAAAUCUGCAAUGAAAGCUGUGGAGUUUGAUGGAAUGGAGUUCCAUGGCAGAGUUUUAACGGUCAAAUUGGAUGAUGGCAACAGAUUGAAAGGUAAAGCUGAGGAAAGAAGGAGAUGGGUUGGUGGAGAGGAUGGGGAUGAUUGUUAUAAGUCUGAGUGGCAUCAGCAAAGACAAGGGUCUAGAGAGAGUUUUCGGAGGGUUCUCGACACGCAACGGGAGAAUUGGCAGGCUGUUGUUACGGCUUUCGAGAGGAUUAACAAGCCUUCCAGAAGGGAGUAUGGAUUGAUGGUGAGCUUUUAUGCAAGACGAGGGGAUAUGCAUCGUGCUCGUCAAACUUUUGAGAGCAUGCGAGCAAGGGGAAUAGAGCCAACGUCACAUGUAUACACUAGCCUUAUUCACGCUUAUGCAGUUGGCAGAGACAUGGAAGAAGCACUGUCCUGUGUCAGGAAAAUGAAAGAAGAAGGCAUUGUAAUGAGCUUGGUUACCUAUAGCAUAAUUGUAGGGGGGUUUGCUAAAAUUGGCAAUGCUGAUGCUGCAGAUCGCUGGUUUAAGGAGGCGAAAGAUAAACAUUCACAGAUGAAUGCCAUCAUUUAUGGCAACAUUAUUUAUGCUUAUUGUCAAACAUCUAAUAUGGAUCAAGCUGAGGCUUUGGUGAGGCAGAUGGAAGAAGAAGGUAUAGAUGCUCCUAUUGACAUUUAUCACACAAUGAUGGAUGGCUAUACCAUGGUUGGUAAUGAAGAGAAAGGCCUUACUGUUUUCGAAAGACUUAAGGAAUGUGGAUUUGCACCCUCAGUUGUCAGCUAUGGAUGUCUCAUCAAUCUUUAUACCAAGGUUGGUAAAGUCUCCAAAGCCCUGGAAGUUAGCACAAAGAUGGAAGCAGCUGGCAUAAAACACAACAUGAAGACUUACUCCAUGUUGAUCAAUGGUUUCUUGAAGUUAAAAGAUUGGGCCAAUGCAUUUGCAAUUUUUGAAGAUGUUAUCAAGGAUGGGUUAAAGCCUGACGUGGUGCUCUAUAAUAACAUAAUUAAAGCGUUCUGUGGCAUGAAAAAUAUGGAUCGUGCCAUAUGUAUGGUGAAGGAAAUGCAGAAGGAAAGGCAUAGGCCUACUUCCCGUACAUUUAUGCCCAUUAUUCAUGGAUUUGCACGGGCUGGAGAAAUGAGAAGAGCUCUAGAAGUUUUUGAUAUGAUGAGGAGGAGUGGAUGUAUUCCCACCGUGCACACUUUCAAUGCUUUGAUUCUUGGCUUGGUGGAGAAGCGCCAGAUGGAGAAAGCUGUUGAAAUAUUAGAUGAAAUGGCAUUGGCAGGAGUAAAUCCAAAUGAACAUACAUACACCAACAUCAUGCAUGGAUAUGCAGCACUGGGUGAUACUGGAAAAGCUUUUGAGUAUUUCACGAAACUAAGAAAUGAUGGCCUGGAGCUUGAUGUAUACACAUAUGAAGCACUGUUGAAGGCAUGCUGCAAGUCGGGCAGAAUGCAAAGUGCUUUAGCAGUAACAAAAGAAAUGAGUGCUCAAAAAAUUCCAAGAAACACUUUUGUUUAUAACAUUUUAAUUGACGGAUGGGCUCGAAGAGGUGAUGUUUGGGAGGCUGCUGACCUUAUGCAACAAAUGAGACAAGAAGGAGUUCAACCUGAUAUUCAUACUUACACAUCAUUUAUAAAUGCUUGUUGCAAAGCUGGUGACAUGCUGAGAGCUGCAAAAGUCAUGGAGGAAAUGAAAGGUUCUGAGGUGAAGCCAAAUGUUAAAACCUACACUACACUGAUACAUGGGUGGGCGCGUGCAUCUCUUCCAGAAAAGGCGUUGGGGUGCUUUGAAGAAAUGAAAAUGGCAGGAUUGAAGCCUGAUAAGGCUGUAUACCAUUGCUUGAUGACAGCAUUUCUCUCCCGGGCCACUGUUACGGAAGCAUAUGUUCGCUCUGCUAUUCUUAACAUUUCUAAAGAAAUGGUAGAAUCUGAGUUGAUUGUUGAUAUGGGGACGGCAGUUCACUGGUCCAAGUGCUUACGCAAGAUUGAGAGAACAGGUGGGGAGCUUACGGAAGCUUUGCAGAAGACAUUUCCUCCUGAUUGGAACAUGCGCCACAGUGUUGAUGCAGAUCCCGAGUCAUAUAGCGAUGAUGAGCUUGGCAGUGAUGGUGAGGACGGCAUGCAUUGUGGCGGAACUGAUGUUGUCGUUGAAGAUGACAUUGAUAAUGACAAUGAUGAAGAUGAUUAUUUUAACCGAAGACUGUUGGCGUAAACUUAUAAACUGCUGUGAUUCUUGCCAUUUGAUGUUUCCACCGAGCAUAGCAGGUGGUUUUGCUAUCAGGUUGAGCAUACUAUUUUUACCCCUUCAUAGUUGUUUUCCGUAGAAAUUGUCAGCUUAAUAUGUUUUGCAAUUGAAAGUAUGAGCAAAUGGCUAAUUGUAUAAAAUUUGUAUUAUUUAUAAAGUGAUAGCAAAUCUUAGUUUGCUUAUUUAAA
Messenger RNA from Mercurialis annua (annual mercury), 3067 nucleotides. RefSeq names its product pentatricopeptide repeat-containing protein At5g04810, chloroplastic. Gene Ontology annotation, molecular function: RNA binding; protein binding. Lineage: Eukaryota; Viridiplantae; Streptophyta; Magnoliopsida; Malpighiales; Euphorbiaceae. Bases 60 to 2846 code for a protein of 928 amino acids. The transcript has 10 exons. The record is from RefSeq and is a predicted model, not a curated record.